Fomitopsis serialis is the source of this 1347-nucleotide messenger RNA. Its product is annotated as chaperonin 10-like protein. Gene Ontology annotation, molecular function: oxidoreductase activity, acting on NAD(P)H. Bases 39 to 1091 code for a protein of 350 amino acids. The record is from RefSeq and is a predicted model, not a curated record. Lineage: Eukaryota; Fungi; Basidiomycota; Agaricomycetes; Polyporales; Fomitopsidaceae. The transcript has 5 exons.
GGCAUUCGACAUCGCAACGACAGCUCACCCACUCUAUCAUGUCUGACCAGAAAGCCCUUUAUCUCACCGAGAAGCACGGUGCCUUCGUCCUCGGCACUGCACCGAUGUACAAGCCCGGCCCAGGCGAGAUUCUGAUCAGAAUCGAGUCCACGGGGUUGAACCCCGCCGACUGGGCCAUCCAGACUUAUGGAAUGCUCAUCGAGAAGUACCCCGCGAUCCUUGGUAUCGACAUCGCGGGUACUGUCGAGGAGUUGGGAGAGGGUGUCACGCGCUACAAGAAGGGCGACAGAAUACUUACGAAGGGGACCAUCGGCAAGUACGAACGUACCGCUUUUCAGCAAUACGCGCUCGGAUAUGAGGAUACGUCCGCAAAGAUACCUGAGGGCAUAUCGUUUGACCAGGCCGCUACCAUCCCACUCGGUCUCUGUACCGCAGCUGUCGCGCUGUACCACGACGGUGUCAACGUCAUUGGCGGUACAUGCGGGCUGACUCCUGCCUGGGAAGAUGAGGGGCGCGGAAAGUACGAAGGCCGGCCCGUCGUCGUCCUCUCUGGCGCGGGCUCUGUCGGGCAAGCGGCCAUUCAGUUGCUCAAGCUCUCCGGCUUCAACCCGCUCAUCACGACAGCGUCUCUCAGCAACGCCGAGUAUCUCAAGCAGCUGGGUGCGACCCACGUCCUCGAUAGGAAGCUCCCCUCGGAGGAGCUUUACAAGGAGAUCAGGAAGAUCGCGUCGAAGCCGCUCACGACCGUCUUCGACGCCGCCGGAUUUCCCGAGACGCAGAACCUCGGAUACGACCUCCUCGCAUCCGGCGGCACGAUGGCCGCGGUCAGGCCCGACGCCGUCCACCCGGAUAAGAAGGUCGACGACAAGAAGUCGUUCUUCAUGUAUGCGGACGUGACCCUGCCGCAGAACCGCAAGCUAGGUGCGAGCCUGUUCGGGAAGCUGACGGAGCUGCUGGAGACCGGGGAUCUCAAGCCGAAUCAUGUCGAAGUGGCUCCCGGCGGCCUUGAAGGGAUCAUUCCUGCGCUCGAGAAGCUGAAGAAUGGAGUGAGCUGUGUGAAGCUCGUCGCGCACCCGCAGGAAAGCAUGUGAAGUGAUGCGGUGCGUCCUCGACUCAGUGUCUGCGAAAGACCUGGGUCGCGGCAUUGUGUCCAGUGGAGUAUCCAGUAUUCUCGAUGUGAUGAUCCAAGUACUCCCAGAUUUACCAUUGAAUAUUGACUGGCUGAAUGAUGUGAUGCAUCCUCGUCGCUUCAUGGAGGGGUUGUCCUUAUGCUCUAAGAUUCGGACUGAAUAUUGAUUGAUUUCACCGAUCUGUGCCUACGAGUCGCGAACGUGGAGGCUACUAGAC